ACGCCAUGCACCUGAGGGUACCCACGGUGCUUCGUCCUCUCACAGGACCUGAAGACUCCCCUGCUGGCGGAUCGCGUCGUCUUCGAGGGCGGGGUGGAGGCGGAGAACCUGAACGGCGUCCCGUGGGGCGACUACCUCCAUCGGGCGGGGGACCAGCGCGUGGAGAAGGCCUUGUACUUCCAGUCGCCCGUGGAGUUUCUCGCUGGGAUCCGUGCGGCCAAGAUCGGGGGGUACGACGUGGAGGAUCUCGAGGGGAGGACGCUCAAUUUACGGAGGGAGAACUAUCUCGACAGGCCGAUGGUAUU
Darwinula stevensoni is the source of this 305-nucleotide messenger RNA. The record is from the annotation of a GenBank genome assembly. NCBI's taxonomy places the organism in Eukaryota, Metazoa, Arthropoda, Ostracoda, Podocopida, Darwinulidae.